Chara braunii is the source of this 1576-nucleotide messenger RNA. The record is from the annotation of a GenBank genome assembly. NCBI's taxonomy places the organism in Eukaryota, Viridiplantae, Streptophyta, Charophyceae, Charales, Characeae.
CAGGGGUUCGAUCCAAUCAGCCAAAAUAGGGUGCGCAAAGUCUGUCCCUGCGAAAAUGAGCUCGAGCAAAACAACCUCGAGCAAGAAAGAUGACCGCGGAAAAGGAAAGGAGGAAGCGGAUGGCUACGACACGGACUACGGCGAUGAGGAGUCACCUUCUUCGACCCCCCGACCGUUGAGGGAACCCUCCAAGCUGGGGAUGAAACGGAGAACGGGAGUAAGCGCUGAAGUCUUGGGUGUACACGAUAUCAAGGAAUUGAAGGUCAUUCCAAAGACGAAGGACGCAAAGAUGAGGAUAAGUCAGGCUUUGAAAAAGAACUACCUGUUCAAGAGCUUGGACCCAGAACAGGAGCAAAAGGUCGUGGAUGCGGUGUUUGAGAAAAAGUUUCAAGCAGGCCAGAACAUCAUCAACUACGGAGAAGGAGGAGAUAACUUUUAUCUCCUUGAGGAUGGAAAUUGUGAGGUGUAUGUACCAGUGAAUGGACAGCCAACACUGGUGACAAAAUACGGCCCAGGUGAUGCGUUUGGCGAGUUGGCUCUGCUGUAUAAUGCCCCUCGAGCAGCAACUGUGAAGGCUGUAACAGAUGUGUUGACAUGGGCGAUGGAUAGAAACACCUUCAAGGUGAUCCUUAUGCAGACAACUCGAGCAAAGCGUGACAUGUACGAGAAGUUCUUGGAAGAUGUCCCUCUUCUGAAGUCACUGGAUAAGUACGAGCGAUCGGCGAUUGCUGAUGUUCUUGAGGCAGAAUACUUCGACCCUGGAAAAGUUAUUAUUCGCGAGGGUGAAGUUGGCAACAAAAUGUACUUCUUGGAGGAAGGCGAAGCAGAGGCGAGGACUGGUGGCACAUUUUCUGUGAAGUACAAAAGAGGAGACUACUUUGGGGAACUCGCUCUUCUCAAUGACGCACCAAGGAAGGCGACGGUCACAGCGCUCACAAAAGUCAAAGUUGUAUCGAUUGACCGCAAGAGCUUCAAGCGUCUAUUCGGGAAGUUGGAGGACAUUAUGAAACGCAAGAAGGAUGACUAUCGGCGGCGAUCGAACCGGUGAGGACCACACGAUAACACGAUAACACCACUCAUUUGGCAGUUUGGCAAACAGACAAUUCUAUCUUCCAUGACAACUUGGAAGGGCUUCCCAGACACCACUGAUCGCAGUUAUGGGUUGCAUCAAGCUUAUCUACUCCUGUGCACAGUGCUCAGAGCAAUCUCAUCAAAAUGAGGCAGCUACAUAGUCUCCUGGUCGGGCUGAAGUAGCUUGCAGUCUGAGAUAGUAGACCUUCUGCUGAGCCGGGAAUGUAUGAAAAUAUGUCAACUUUGUAAAAAGUUUGUAUUGGAACGAGUACUAAGAACUAUUAAAACUUACCAAAAGUUAAAAAAUGGACCUUCCUGAGAAUAUUCUUCACAAGGGCCAAGGCAUUGCAGGAUCAUGAACGACAAGCAGGUUCCUUCAGGCGACAGGAGCAAAUGACUACCAGAUUUCUUUAGGCGACACGAACAAACAGCAGACAGGAUGUGUAUAUAAACUUGCUAAAAGCGACUACAUAUCGCAUAAAGAUAGUAAAAACUUACUAAAAGU